AGUAGUAAACGUACGUAUCGAUCCCCACACGAGAGCCUCUUGAUAAUAGUGAAGAAAGGUGCCAGUGAGUAGUAGACAGUAGUGGAAUGGUAGUAGAGCUCUACAAAAAGGCGAAAAGUUUGACAUACGAGCUUGCUUGAGAGAGUUCGGUUAAAAAUUGUUGUAAAGAAGAUCGUAACAGCAAAAAGGAAAAGGCGACACUUAAUCAGAAGGAAAUCAAAGAAAACAAAUAAUGCGAGACUUAUCAGUCAAUUUUCACAACUUUGUAAUUGAUCUUUACUUGCCUCUCUGUGUCUCUCACGACUCUUUCUCAUUUUUGUCUCUUAUUCUUUUCCCCUCUUUUAUUCCACCCUUUCGUCUCUUUUAUUCUCUCGUUCUGCCGCCACUUUGCUGCCGGUUCUGAGCCCAUUCUUUCUCCCUUUCGCGCUUCUCCUUUCAUUCCUUUAUCUUUCUUUCAUUUCUCAAACUCUCAUUCUCUCUCUCCCUUCCGCACUCUACAUUUGUACGCUCUCACACAUAUCCGUUCACACCAGUCUCAGAGAUCGUUUUUUGCUCGUUUGAAAACAACUAAUCCAAUUUCUCUUUCAUACAUCCCCGUUCUUCCUCUCUCCCUCUCUCUCUUUCUCUCUCUCUCUCUUACUCAUACUCGCCCGACUGCAAAGAGACAAAUGGCGAAUGUAACAUACGCAAAGGAACAUAAUAACUUCUCAAAAGACGAAUGCAACUUGCUAAACAAAGAUCGCUAGUACGGUCGUGUGUGUUUCGUGAGUUUGAAAGAAUUUGGAAGUAAUGUGAGAGAAGUCAGUCGAAUGCAAUAAAGUUGUUGUUGUUCAGCUACUCUACCAGGCAACUUUCAUUCACUAUUACAAUCGUUUUGUUCUGUACUUACUUAGUCGAUGGUUUGUCGGCAAUAUAAACCCAUCCGCGGUAAACACCGAGCGCUAUUACCAAAAAUCUCUUUUCCUCUCCGUUUCGUUUUCAUUUCUUUCUUUCUCUUUUCUCACUCUCCUUUUUCGUUCACCGUACUAUACUUGUUCUCUCCAUUUCCGUUUUUCUUUCCGGCGCCGACGGUGCAACGCCGAGAAAUCAGAGAUAUUCGCACACUUCUCACGUUCACCGAAUGUCCGACCUUCCUCUCUGUCUUUUCCCGCGUUCUCCCUUUUUUCCCGACUGACCGCCGCGAGGAACGAAAUUACGAAACGCAUCAAAAACUCAUUGAGUGACCAGCGUGAGCGAAUUUUCUCACACGAGCGGGGCGUGGAACUACCGAUUAUACAGUCGUCGGAGCAAGCCGGAAAUAUCAUUUUGCGCGCAACAACGAUGUUGUAAUAAUACACUGAGAGAAAAAGCGGUUGGAUCUACAAAACUGUCAGCCACGAUAGUUCAAAGAAAUCUCAGGUCCAUUGAACAAAUUACCACGGCGCAACAAUAUAUUGCAUUGAACAAAUCCGCAAUCGUUGUCGUCAACUGACUAACUUGUUACAGGAAUUAUAUAAUUUGUUCAGUGGACUGAACGUUGCGAAAAGUUGGAUUCAUUCGAGCGAGAUUUCAUCGAUCCAGCUAUACUUUUUCCUUAGUGUAUAUAUAUAUUGUAAAAAAGCUGACCAUUAUUAAAAAUAACAAAAGAAUAUAAUAAUUUUCUUCCCGGGACCACGAGUCUCGACGUUACUCGCAAAUUCAAGUACAAAAUAGGAAGUCCUUCGCGACUAUCAACGCAGGCAUCGAGCUUCUCCCUCAACGCCUCGCGAAUGUAUAAAGCAUAUAUACAGAAAAAAAAAAAACAUACAUAUACAUACAAUAACAGCAAUCAUUUAUCACUUAAACGCGCGAUUCAAGUCCUGCUUCGCGAUUUGGCAAACGGCUCACGCGCGAAAGGGUCUUCAGGCUCGGAUCCCUCUCAGCUUUAUUUUCUCCCUACGAGAGGCGAGUGCUUAAAACUUCGCGAUGAAGCUCGCUUAAUCCCGCGACGUGGGCAGCAUCUCGCGCGAUUCCCAAACCGCCGAGAGGAAUCACAAACGGGUGGCACGAGCGAGGGCGAAGGCUGCCUCGUCCAAAAUUCGCCGGUCGACUGGUGUAUAUCUCGCGUCCGAAAGGUAUCGCAUAAAUCAUUCAAACGCCUGAGCGCGCCUCGGAAUAUCGCCCGAGGCGGCCCGUGCGAUCGUAAAUAUCCGUCGUUUUUAUUGACCGUCUUAUGGAUGUUCCGGUUGCAACGGUACGAACGCGACGCGGAAAGAAGAUAAAUAAAAGAAAUAUAUAUGUACAUAUGUACACACACACACACACACAUACACACACGGAAAGAGACCGCGUCGCACGUUGUUAAAUCAUCAGCGGAACGAAGCGUCGCGCGCGCGUUGUGUAGAAGAAAAAAAAAAAAGAAAAAAAGAAGAGAAAAAGGACGAGCUGAAACGAAGAAGCGGACGAUUAAAUCAUGACGCAAAUAAGCACAGGUGACGAACACAAAACGUGAGGGGAAGCGGAGGAGAGAGCGACGGGAGGAGAGAGAGAGAAGGCGGUGGGAACGGACUGGCGACAAGCGGGCGAGUGACAAACGAAAUAAAAGAACACGUGUACGGGCACCCUGUUUAUCGGUGUGCGUGCAACAUAUCGUGGAAUUUUAUUUCACACAUAAAACUCUGAUAUCCCCUGCCGCUCGUCGGACCCGUUCGAGCGGUGCCGGGGGGAGAGCAGAGAGAGAGACGUACAAUUUCUCCUGCGUUACAUGCUUUUCCGCGCUUCGGCCCUCCUCGCAAGUGGAUGGAGCGUCGCUGUUUUCGCGUUCGUCCGUACGAACGAAGCUGCCCCAGCCACUCGCGAAACUUCCACGAGCGGAAUGCAGAUGCCGGCGUCGACAAAUAGGAUAACAACUCGAUGCCGGCUUGAUGUAUCGUCUUUUCAGCCGAUAUCGUUCGGUAUCCACGGACGUGUGUAUACAUAUGUGUAUACACAUAUGUGUGCACAUAUAUACGCAUCUGGGUACACGCCAAUAACAAUCAUACGGCGACGAACGCGAACUGCAGUCUUACCGCGAUCGCUCGAGAACGACUCAUGCGUUCCCCGCGCGACCUUUGUGCCGUAUUCGCGAGGAAACGAAAACUCAAACGAUGACAAUGAUGAGGGAAGGGGGAACACAAUACAACGUGAUCAACUCAAGACACACACACACACACACACACACAUAUAUAUAUAUAUAUAUAUAUAUGUAUCAGAUCAUCAACACAGAGCUCGGGAUGCAAAGCACAUUAAACGCGUCCUGGGGCGCGCGCUGCAGUGAGUUAUCGUGAAUGUCGACGCACGACGUUGCGCCUUCGAUUCGACUCGGCGAGCCGAUCGUCCUCGCCGUCGACGAACCUGCUCGGCAACGGCCUGCUCGAGAAACGAACUGGACGACGUACUUCGCGUACGACAUAUGCGACUCCUCGCUAAUUGUCGCUGUGGACCACAAUGGACUUAACAUCCUCAGCAGCGAUUGGCAUGUGCGCGAAAUAGCAGUUUCUACACUUGAUUUUCGCGAUGCACAGGACUCACGGAUUAAUUAGUAUGCUGCCAAUCGUCUGGAUAUUCGCCAUCUUAAACUUGUUAGUUAACGUUUCAGCACAGACGACCUGCAACGGCGGUUUGGGUCGGGUUGUUUACGAGAGACUGCCGGAUCAACAGCUACAGGGUUUCGACGACGAUGUGGUGCGAGACUCGGCGCCUCCAUUUAGAGUUCUGGAAAAGUGUCAAGAGCUUUGUCUGCGCGACAGAACGGCGACGAACAACCUCGUCCGCGCAUGUACGAGCUUUGACUUCCAGCCCGGUAGCAGAAUUGCGUCCUUCAGCGGCGCCGCCGAGUACGAGGAGAGUACUUGCUAUUUAACGAGGGAACAGGCGUUGCCGGAGGGCAUCGGGAAUCUCAUGCUCGUACCAAACAGCGUGCACUUCACUGAAGUGUGCCUGGCGUCUGACAGAAUAGAGAGGGAAUGUCCUAACCGUCGUUACGUGUUCGAGAGGCAUCCGAGGAAGAAGCUGAAACUACCCUUGACGGAUAUCAAGGAAGUCAGCGCAGCUAACAGAACCGACUGCGAGGACAGGUGCUUGAACGAGUUCACGUUCGUCUGCAGAUCGGCUACGUACGACACUGCCCUGAGAAGCUGUUCCCUCAGUCGUUUCACCAGGAGAACUCAUCCCGAGCUGCUGGAGGACGACCCGAAUUCCGACUAUCUGGAGAACACCUGUCUCAACGCGGAACGGCGAUGCGAUGGACUCGCGGUAUUCGUCAAAGAGGAGAACAAGCGUCUACGGGGCCCGUUCGAAGUGGAUAUUUACACGAAUCUCACGUUGGACGAGUGUCAGGCAUUAUGCCUGAGAGCGGAGAAGUAUUUCUGUCGCAGCGUCGAAUUCGACGAGCAAACUCGACAGUGCGUCAUAUCCGAGGAGGAUUCCGUCUCGCAGAAGGACGACAUCGGGGUCAGCAGCAGCCCCAGUCACCAUUUCUACGACCUCGUGUGUUUAGAUAAUCAUCCGUCCUUAGCGCGUGGCUCGGAAUAUCCGGACAGCAGUUCAACGUCCCACCUGUUCUCCGACGGACGUCGGCCGGACACGGCUUUCCAGCGUUAUCGGAAUUCGCGUCUGAGCGGUGAGUUCCACUCGGAGAUCACUGGACGCAGCCUUAGCGAAUGCCUGGACGAGUGCCUCCGACAGACUAGCUUCCAGUGCCGCAGUGCCGUCUAUUCCGAGCAUUAUCAUAUCUGCCGACUAAGCCGAUUCAAUCAGCGGGACGGGCACAGGAUCAUCUACGAUGCCGAUUACGAUUACUACGAGAAUCUCAUGCAUCAAUAUUUGGACGGCGAUCGCGACGGCCCUGGAUACAGACCAGAUCCUUUGGGACAGGACACAAACUUCGGACGACCCUCUCUAGGAAGACCGGGUUAUUCGGACGAUUACGAUAAAGGAUAUUCUGGCAGUCCAAAGCCAGAUCGAUAUCCUGAUCGUAUUCCGGAUCGUUAUCCAGAUCGUUAUCCAGAUCGUUAUCCAGAUCGUUACCCAGAUCGUUAUCCAGAUCGUUACCCAGAUCGUAUUCCGGAUCGUCAACCCGAUCGUUAUCCGGAUCGGUAUCCUGACCGUUAUCCUGAUCGGUAUCCCGAUCGUUAUCCUUCACCAGCUGAUAGAUUUCCGGAUAACAAAUACCCUGGACAAUAUCCUUUAGGUGAUUCGGACAAUUAUCCGGACCGGCAUCCUCUUGGCGAUCGAUAUCCUGAUAGAUAUCCUGGAGAUCGUUAUCCUGCUGGAGAUCGAUAUCCUAUGGGAGACCGUUAUCCUUCCUCAGAUCGUUAUCCAGAUCGUUAUCCGGUUUCAGACCGAUAUCCGGUAUCCGACCGAUAUCCUGUAAGAGGGGGAGACAGAUAUCCCGAUUCUGGAACUUUAGACAGAUAUCCUACGACUGGCAGAUAUCCCGUGAUACACGGUGUCCGAUACCCAUUAACACCGAGCCGGUAUCCCACCGACGUCAACGAUCGAUAUCCCAAUAUGAUCGACCGGUAUCCUUUCCCCGACGAUUCACUGGAUCGGUAUCCUUCGGGAUUAGGUGGUGGCAGGACUCCCGUUGACCGGUAUCCAGCUACUGAGAGAUAUCCCCCCGACAAGGAUCCUUACGCCAAUCGAAAAAACAGUAGGUACCCGCCAGCAGGGCACGGAGGAUACUCGCACGGGUUCAUCGAUGACGUUCGCGGUCCCCAAAGUCACGGUGCCGACCGGCCUCAUUACGGAGGACCUUACGGCCCAGCUCGACCUGUCGGGGGAUACGGAGGAUACGGUGGCGACGGGGGUAUCGUGGGUGGCGGGUAUAUAGGCGAAGGUGGUGUCUAUAAUUCUCGUCCGUUCGGAACCGCCGGAGGGCCCAUUAUAGGCAGACCGCCGUUGGUAUCCAGAUGCGAUGAACAAGACAAUUUCAGACAAGUCGGACCUCACAUCAGAGUACGGAAACCGUUCGUUAGACGAUACACCACCGCCUCCUCGUUGGCCCAAUGCGAGAGAGAAUGCGCGGACGCUAGAGACUUCGUCUGCAGAUCUUUCAAUUACCGGCCGUAUGCCGCACCUUACGGAGCCGAGAGGGACAACUGCGAGCUCAGCGACCGGGACUCUAGGGACAUGGACAUGGGCAACCCAGUUUAUUACGACACGGGCUCCGAUUACGACUUCUACGAGAGGAACAACGGUCGUCAAGGGGCGGAUGGGGAAUGUCUGGACGUGAGUCAAGUCUGUAGCGAGGACGGGAUGGAGUUCACUCUGAGGACACCGGAGGGAUUCAUCGGGCGAAUUUACACGUACGGAUACUACGAUCGAUGCUUCUUCCGCGGGAAUGGCGGGACCGUGAAUGUACUUCGCAUCAGCGGACCUCAGGGAUACCCGGAGUGCGGCACACAGCGAUACGGCGAUACGAUGACGAACAUCGUGGUGGUGCAAUUUUCGGACUACGUGCAAACUGGGCGGGACAAGCGAUUCAACCUGACGUGCCUAUUUCGAGGCCCUGGCGAAGCUGUCGUCACAUCCGGCUACAUCGGUGCCGGAUCAGGAUCUCCUAUCCCCAUCGAAUACCUCCCAGCGGAAAACACCCUGAGUUCCAGAGUACGUUUGCUGAUCCUUUAUCAGGGAAGACCCACGACCACCAUCGCGGUCGGCGAUCCCCUCACUUUCCGACUCGAGGCUCAGGAUGGGUACAAUUACGUAACGGAUAUUUUUGCCACCAAUGUCAUCGCGAGAGACCCCUACUCUGGUAGAAGCGUGCAACUUAUCGAUAGAUACGGCUGUCCGGUAGACAACUACGUGUUCCCUGGACUGGAUCGUCUCCGUGAUGGCGACAGUCUCGAAGCCCGUUUCAACGCCUUCAAAAUACCCGAAUCAAAUUUCCUGGUGUUCGAGGCGAACGUGCGAACGUGCCGCGACGGCUGCCAACCGGCAUAUUGCUCCGGAGGUACCGGCAGAAGCGAGCCUUCCUUCGGCAGGCGACGGAGGGACAUAAAUAACGACACGAUAGCGGAUGAGGACGAAAUGUCGCCGAUAACCGUGAUGGACGGUGACGCUAACAACGCGACGAUUUUGAACGCGACCGGCGUCGCGGACGAUGAGCCGGAGGACGAAGAAGAGGAAGAGCAUGUCAGAGAAAUGAUAGAGGUUCUCGACUCACGGAUGGAUAUCGAGGAAGAAAGCAUAGUUGAAAAGCAGACUAAAAUCCUAGAAAAUAUUUGUAUUACUCAAAACGAAUACUACGGGUUAGUCACAGCAGUCGGGAUUCUCGUCGUGCUCCUAGCCUCCGUCGUUCUUCUGUCUAUGCUUGUUUACAGAAAAUACGUUUAUUCCGUGAUUAUGAAAAAUCGUAGACUCGACAAAGCUUGCAACCGCAGCAGCCACUCCGACGAGCCCUACAGCAGUCGAGUCAACAAUUUCUCGUUCAUGAGGGCAGGUCUUCAGAAACCAUUUCAGGCCUCAUCGAUAUCGAGAUCAAUGAGCAACGCAAUCAGUCAACGUCUCUCUUCGUCGUCCAAUGCUCUAGAAGGUGCAGUGGGAUUAUCAGUCAGUCGGCGCAACGACUUCGACCCGAGCGAGCCGAUCUACACCGAUCCUUCACUCUUCGAGGUAACACGCUGCGCGAACACUUCGAAGCCGACCCUCAACGAUAACUUUCAUCUUAUGUAAGACGAAGACGCGACAUGAUCGAUCUUCAAAUUUGCAUUAUAGCGAACGAUCUGCAUUCUAUUUAUUUACUCUAACUGACGCGCAUAUGAAACCGACUAACGGAUCCACGACGAAUUAGCAUCCACUACUACAACAAUUUAUUUUACCACUACUAGUCAAUAAUCUAUUGCUAGUACUACUGCUAAUCAUAUUU
This is a messenger RNA of Dinoponera quadriceps, 7867 nucleotides long. RefSeq lists its product as uncharacterized. Lineage: Eukaryota; Metazoa; Arthropoda; Insecta; Hymenoptera; Formicidae. The record is from RefSeq and is a predicted model, not a curated record. The transcript has 20 exons. The coding region runs from base 3514 to 7674 and encodes 1386 amino acids.